Molecule: messenger RNA, 483 nt
Organism: Lottia gigantea (owl limpet)
Lineage: Eukaryota; Metazoa; Mollusca; Gastropoda; Lottiidae
Exons: 1
Coding region: 1-483 (160 amino acids)
Source: RefSeq, a predicted model, not a curated record
AUGUCGGCGUUAACCGCUCCAUCUUUAGCUCUAAAAGGUUGGGAUUAUCUCUAUAAGGGACCGAGUGUUUAUGUUCAUGUAGACCCCUUCAUUAGGAGUUUCAUAAGAAAAUCCGUUAAAGGAGGAAAAGUAUCAGCGAACAUUCAAGGGUUUAAGAGCAAUAAAUUAUCUCAAAUAUUUAAACUGAUUAAGGAUCAUUAUCAAGUUGAGACCGAUGAAAUGUUUGAACUUUGGGAUAUUUACAUGAACGGUAAAGAAACUGAUAAAAAGUUAUUACACGAUAAUUUGAAGAACCUAAAGAACGUUUCUGAAUUAAUGGCUUUUGACGCCAAUGGAUUAUACAUGAACGGUAAAGAAACUGAUAAAAAGUUAUUACACGAUAAUUUAAAGAACCUAAAGAACGUUUCUAAAUUAAUGGCUUUUGACGCCAAUGGAUUAUACGCCUCAGCUAUUGGUGUAGGAGAAGAAUUUAUUUUGAAUUGA